AUCAGCUUCGUCCAGUAUGCAAAAUUGAUAAGUUGGCUCAAGGAAGUUACUGAGAAGUUACGUGAAGGAGACAGACCUAAAGGGAACUCAAGCUGAGCUUCAAGUCCUCACAAGGUGCUGACAUCUGUCACCACCAAGGACAGGAGAGGAGACAAGACCAUGUGGCAGUUCUCCGCUCUGCUCUUCCUCUUCCUCCCAGGUGGAUGCACUGUUCAAGGUUCAAUCACAGGUCAAAAGGGGGCGAGAGGUAAGGAGCAGGGUUCCUUGACAGUGCAGUGCCGAUAUACCUCAGACUGGAAGGAAUAUGAGAAGUACUGGUGCCGAGGAGCAGGUUGGAGAUCAUGUGAGUUUCUCAUUGGAACCGAUAAAUCAGACAAGUUGGUGAAGAAGAACCGUGUGUCCAUCCAGGACAACCAGACAGACUUCAUCUUCACGGUGACCAUGGAGGAUCUGAGAAUGAGUGAUGCUGGCAUUUACUGGUGUGGAAUUUCAAGAAUUGGGCAGGAUCACAUGUUUGAAGUGAAUGUGAAUGUUGACCCAGCUCAGGAGAGUUCAGCUACAAACUUGACCAAUAUGGCCACACCUGUGACAUCCACACCACCAACCACGGAGAACACUGGCAAGGAACAAGUGACUCAGCCCAGCCCCCACACCAGGUCUCUUCUGAGCAGCCUCUACUUCCGGGUCCUGGUGUUUCUGGAGUUGCCCCUGCUCCUGAGCAUGUGUGGUGCCGUCCUCUGGGUGAAUAGGCCUCAGAGGUGCUCUGUGGGAAGCAGUGCUCAGCCCUGUUAUGAGAACCAGUGACAUCUGUUGACAUCGAGGUCAUGUCCCUGGACACAGCUUCUGUCAUGGCUGAGGAAAACCAGUAAAUAUUUUUGAGAAUGCUCUGAGACUUUUAGAAGAUUCUUUGUGCUGUAUCAAACACAUAAAAGAUUGUACCAAAUGAAUACCUUUAUAUUUAAAUAAAAUUUCAGAGUAGAAAGAUGGCUCAGUGGUUAGAAUACAUGUUCUUCCAGAGGUCCUGAGUUCAAUUCCCAGUAACCACUUGGUGGCUCACAGCCAUCUGUAAUUGAUUCUGACGCCCUCUUCUGGCAUACAGGUGUACGUUCAGAUGGAACACUCACAUACAUAAUUAAAUAAA
This is a messenger RNA of Apodemus sylvaticus (European woodmouse), 1141 nucleotides long. Its product is annotated as CMRF35-like molecule 5. The transcript has 4 exons. Gene Ontology annotation, cellular component: plasma membrane. NCBI's taxonomy places the organism in Eukaryota, Metazoa, Chordata, Mammalia, Rodentia, Muridae. The record is from RefSeq and is a predicted model, not a curated record. Gene Ontology annotation, molecular function: transmembrane signaling receptor activity. The coding region runs from base 160 to 804 and encodes 214 amino acids.